UGGCUCUAAUUUACUUGAUGAUGAUCCAUACCAAGUCUUCUUUUCUCUCUUAGAGCAUGUUCAUUUUGGCCGAGCUGCAAGACGUGGUGAGGAUAGAGCCGCGAUGGUUCUCCAAGGACACUGGACAAGAGAUCGCGGAUGAGCUCAACAGAAAGUUUGCAAACAAAGUGCUGCACAAUGUAGGACUGUGUAUUGUCCUUCAUGACAUCACACACGUUGGUGAUGCCUACAUAUUCCCUGGCGACGGUGCAUCCCACACUAAAGUGCGUUUCCGGUUUGUUGUGUUUCGUCCCUUUGUGAAUGAAGUGCUACUUGGCAAGAUCAGAAGUUGCAGUCAAGAUGGAGUGAGAGUGUCUCUUGGCUUCUUUGACGACAUUCUAAUACCCUACCAUAGCCUUCAGCAUCCAAACAGAUUCGACCCCAAGGAGCAGCUGUGGGUGUGGGAGUACGAGAGUGAGGGGGAGAAACAUGACAUGUUCAUGGAUAUCGAUGAGGAGAUUAGGUUCAGAGUUGUGGAGGAGGUCUUCGUCGACACUUCACCGACCAGUUGCCAACCCAAGUCCCCAGAGUCUCCCUCUGAGGCUGCCACCAACGGACAGAUAGACUCUCCUGACCCAGUCCCCUACACUGUUCGAGGAUCUGCUAGCGAGAGUGGGCUGGGGCUACUCAGCUGGUGGGGAGGAGGGUAACCUCAGCACAGUCUUAGGAGUCAGCUUCAACUGAACAUUUUCAUAUCAUCAUAAUUAAUAAUGCAUGCUAUGUUUUUAUGUGAAAGUUGUUAUUUGAAAAUGACAUAAAGGUUUUCUGUCA
Messenger RNA from Halichondria panicea, 810 nucleotides. Its product is annotated as DNA-directed RNA polymerase III subunit RPC8-like. The record is from RefSeq and is a predicted model, not a curated record. Gene Ontology annotation, biological process: DNA-templated transcription; transcription initiation at RNA polymerase III promoter. Gene Ontology annotation, molecular function: DNA-directed RNA polymerase activity; DNA binding. The coding region runs from base 57 to 689 and encodes 210 amino acids. The transcript has 7 exons. Gene Ontology annotation, cellular component: RNA polymerase III complex. Lineage: Eukaryota; Metazoa; Porifera; Demospongiae; Suberitida; Halichondriidae.